CAUCGACUGCUUUUUCUGAGCCAUGGAGAUUCGAAAGGUGCGUUUGUGCACACCAUGGACAGAGCCCCAGGUCUUAUGGGAAGGCCGUGCUCCGGAGCUGAUCAUAUCGGACUUUGGUGCAGUUCUUCAGGGCGGUGUGAGUAGCAAUUCAGCUGUCCGCCCCGGCACCUGGCGCCUGGGUCUGCUGGAGGGCCCCAUGCCACCCGAGGGGCUGCGGAGCCUGGUGCUGGCUGCCCCCGAGCGUCCAGAACGACUGGAUCUGCCCAAGUACGACCGAGCUGCGCUGUUGGACAUUGAAGGAGAGAGGUUGACCCUGAUUCAAGGUGAUGGUGCCAUCGUUCGGAUACAGCUCAGUGGUGUGGCCUGGCUAUUUGCAGCGCAGCAGAGCUUCAGCAUCGAGAAGCAGCGCAUCUGUUUUCGCCAAAGUGAGAACUUUGUCUUUCUGGAAGGCUUCUACACCAGCACCUUCCUGCCUACAAAGCAAGAAGAUGAGGUCAUCGGCACUCUGCCUGCUACAUGCCGGCCAG
Molecule: messenger RNA, 527 nt
Organism: Cladocopium goreaui
Lineage: Eukaryota; Dinophyceae; Suessiales; Symbiodiniaceae
Source: the annotation of a GenBank genome assembly